GGUAGGAUUACUCAAGGUAAAGACCUAGCAGGCUCGUGGGUCGAGAAGAGACCAGCGGCAACCUGCAGCAGAAGAAGGCGCUGGAAUCCACCGGCCCUUUCAACCCCUGCCGCCGGCACCGCCCGACCGCCGAGGCCUCAUCAGACGUCUUCCCCGUUACAUCCACAUAACAUUCCCAAAGUUAACGUUCCUUCACACAGUUCACUCUUCUUACCUUUUCUCUUCUUUUGAAUGAUGGAGGGACCUUCGAAAAGUGGGUUCCGGGAGAUCGGAAGAAGAGAGCUCGGCUUCUUGCCGCCUCUACUCUUCGCUCGCCGCGUCGGCGGUUCUGAGGCACUUGUAAAGCGUUUGAGUCUAUAUGGGAAGUUACAUGGCCAUAAGGGUUGUGUCAAUACAGUGCAUUUCAAUCCUAGUGGUGACCUUCUUGUUACGGGUUCUGAUGAUAGAAAAAUCAUAAUUUGGGACUGGGCAGCCAAAACUAAGAAGUUCGCAUAUCCUUCUGGGCAUUUGGAGAAUGUCUUCCAGGCUCGAAUCAUGCCAUUCACUGAUGAUCGUACGAUAGUGACUUCAGCAGCAGAUGGUCAGGUGAUUGUUGGUCAAAUCAUGGGGAAUGGUCAAGUGAGUACCAAACAUCUUGGGACACAUCGUGGUCGUGUACACAAACUUGCCAUCGAGCCCGGCAGUCCUCACAUAUUUUACAGCUGCGGUGAGGAUGGCUUAGUACAACAUUAUGACUUACGAAGCAGCUCUGCAACCAAACUUUUCUACUGCUCCUCGUUCUCAGAGAACAAACAGCCCAUACCGCUGAAUGCUAUUGUGAUAGACCCGCGAAAUCCUAAUUACUUUUCACUGGGGGGCUUUGAUGAAUAUGCUCGUAUCUAUGACAUAAGGAAUUACCACAUUGAUGCGUUGAGUAGCUCAGACCGACCUGUCGAUAUCUUUUGUCCUCGACACCUGAUUGGCUCUGACAAUGCCCACAUUACUGGACUUGCCUAUUCUAACACAAGCGAGUUACUUGUCUCCUACAAUGAUGAGCUUAUUUACCUAUUCAGGAAAGGAAUGGGUCUUGGUCCAAAUCCUCGGUCCAGCCCAGUUGAGGAAUCAGAAAAGCUUGAUAAGCCACAGGUAUAUUCAGGUCAUAGAAAUUCAAAGACUGUGAAGGGAGUCAAUUUCUUUGGACCCAAUGAUGAAUAUGUCGCGAGUGGUUCAGACUGUGGCCGUGUUUACAUAUGGAGGAAGAAGGGCGGUGAACUUAUGGCAAUGAUGGUUGGUGAUAAACAUAUAGUUAACUGUGUUGAACCCCAUCCUUAUUUUCCUUUUCUGGCUACUAGUGGAUUUGAUAAAAACGUGAAGAUUUGGACUCCUACGGCAAGCGAGUCAGUUCCACUGCCCGAAAAUGCAAAAGAGGUAAUGGCAGCAAAUAAGCGUGGAAGAGAGGCACGCGCACAGGUAGCCCUCUCGCCUGAUGUCAUUAUGCAUGUUUUGAGGUUACAUAGAAGACAAGCUUCAGCUUAUGUUGAGCCCCAGCCAUCGACGACUGAUCUUGAAAGUGACAACGAUGAUGAAAGAGAGGCUCUCCUUGUAGGAUAUACAGGUGCUGAUGCUGAUUCCGAAGAAAAUUCAGAUGGAGAUCCUAGAGACUGCAUUGUUAGCUAAAACAUGGCUGCGGACAUUGAAUGAAAUGCCAUACUUAGGGGACUUUUUUUUAUAAAUAAUAAUAAAUAAUGAAAAUUUGUAAAUAUUCCGCUGCAAGAGUGUUCUUGACCAAAGAAGUUAAGUUAUGAGUAUGUGUACAAAGUUUCUUACAGUUUUCUAGUUUUUGUAUGCUAGAAAAACUUGUUUUAGGCUUGUCUCCCUCUCUAAAUGGCUUGUUUUUUCUUCUCUUUUCUUUUCUUUUUUUUUUUUAAUUAUAUGAAUGUGAAUUAAUGUAAUUUAAACAGAAUUGUAUAUGAUAGUUAGGUAAUAAGAAAAAACAAACAUAUGGGAAUGUUUGUCAUAAUUGUGGACA
This is a messenger RNA of Ananas comosus (pineapple), 2008 nucleotides long. Its product is annotated as DDB1- and CUL4-associated factor 8. Gene Ontology annotation, cellular component: Cul4-RING E3 ubiquitin ligase complex; cytoplasm. Bases 232 to 1656 code for a protein of 474 amino acids. Gene Ontology annotation, molecular function: protein binding. The transcript is spliced from 5 exons. NCBI's taxonomy places the organism in Eukaryota, Viridiplantae, Streptophyta, Magnoliopsida, Poales, Bromeliaceae. The record is from RefSeq and is a predicted model, not a curated record.